CAAAACUCAAAACCAAAUAAAACUAAUCCCAACUUUGACACUCUUCCCGCUCUACACUCUCACAAAUGGACCUCCUCCUCUCAUUCCUCCUCCUCCUCCUCUCCACUUCCCUCCUUCACUCCUCCUCCGCCGCCGCCAAUGACACGGCGGCGCUGGCCUCCUUCCGCUCUCAAACCGACCUCCACGGCGCCCUUCUCUCAAACUGGACCCCCACAACCACCCCAUGCACUGCCAAUUGGCUCGGCGUAACAUGCACCAACGGCCGCGUCGCCGCCGUGUCCCUCCCCUUCCUCAACCUCCGCGGCCCCAUCGCCGCCCUCUCCUCCCUCGACCAGCUCCGCUUCCUCGACCUCCGCGGCAACCGCCUCAACGACUCCCUCUCCCCCCUCUCCAAAUGCCUCAACCUCAAGCUCCUCUACCUCUCCGGCAACGACUUCUCCGGCGAUAUACCGCCGCAAUUCUCAUCCCUCCACCGCCUCCUCCGCCUCGACCUCUCCAACAACAACCUCCGCGGCCACAUUCCCGCUCAACUCUCCAACCUAUCCCGCCUCCUCACCCUCAAUCUCCAAGAAAACAAACUCUCCGGCCAAAUCCCAAACUUCAUCGAUUCCCUUCCACACCUCACACAGUUAAACCUCUCAAACAACGAGCUCUCCGGCGUGCUGCCGGAGACCCUGCUUUCGCGAUACGGCAACAGCAGCUUCUCUGGCAAUCAAGCCCUCUGCGGGAAGACCCCUCUUCCCGACUGCUCAACCAUCGCCGAUAAGCCCUCAUCCCUUCCCAAAACAACCGUGCCGUCGAAUCCGACCUCUCUCCCUCCGCCGCCGAAGAAGCAUCACCGCCGGCUGAGCAGAGGCGAGAUCAUAGCUUUGGUGGCGGCGAAUUUGCUCCUGCUAUUGGUGAUCGCGUCGUUUGGGAUGCUCUGCUGCUGCUGCAAGGCCUCCACCGACGCGAGCUCGACCGCGGCCGGCAGCGACGGAAGGAAGCGGAGCAGCAGCUGCUCGAGAGCGAACGGUGACAGCGACGGCACCGACAAGAGCAAGCUCGUGUUUUUUGACAGGAAGAGGCAGUUCGAGCUGGAUGAGCUUCUCCGAGCAUCUGCGGAGAUGCUCGGAAAAGGGAGCUUAGGUACGGUGUACCGAGCUGUUCUCGACGACGGCAGCGCCGUCGCCGUGAAGCGGCUCAAGGAUUCGAAUCCUUGCACUAGAAAAGAAUUCGAGCAAUACAUGGAUGUGAUUGGAAAGCUUCGGCAUCCAAAUGUAGUGAGAUUAAGAGCUUAUUACUAUGCGAGAGAAGAGAAGUUGCUUGUUUAUGAUUAUCUGCCUAAUGCCAGCCUUCAUUCACUUCUUCAUGGGAUGAGAGGGCCGGGAAGGAUCCCGCUGGACUGGACGACGAGGAUCAGCUUGAUCCUCGGUGCAGCACGAGGGCUAUCGAAAAUCCAUGAGGAAUAUGCAGGUUCUAGGAUUCCUCAUGGCAAUGUGAGAUCAUCCAAUGUUUUGUUGGACAAAAAUGGCAAUGCUUGCAUUGCUGAUUUUGGGCUGUCGUUGCUGCUGAACCCGGUCCAUUCCAUAGCUAGAUUGGGAGGGUACAGAGCUCCGGAGCAGGGUGAGAUGAAGCUCCUAUCACAAAAGGCUGAUGUGUAUAGCUUCGGAGUUUUGCUGCUUGAAGUGCUCACAGGGAAAGCCCCUUGUCCUGCUGGGACGAAGGCCGGGCAGGAGGAGGAGUUGGCAGUGGUGGAUUUGCCGAACUGGGUGAGAUCUGUGGUGAGGGAUGAAUGGACGGCUGAGGUGUUCGAUCAAGAACUGUUGAGGUACAAGAAUAUUGAGGAGGAACUGGUAUCUAUGCUGCAUGUGGCGAUGGCGUGUGUGGUGGCUCAGCCAGAGAAGAGGCCGGCAAUGAGGGAGGUGGUGAGGAUGAUAGAGGAGAUGAGGGUGGAGCAGUCGCCGUUGGGGGAGGAUUAUGACGAGUCACGCAACUCACUCUCGCCAUCGCUCGCCACCACUGAAGAUGGAUUCGCUUGAUUGCCGUUGCUACUGAGCUUGCAGCGUCUCGUUGCAGAUUUGUUUGUUUAAUUUUAUUAUUAUUGGGGAUGUUGUGUUGAUCUUUAGUCACUCCGAAUUCAGAUGUUGUGAUUCAGUUUUAUUAUUUCCAUGAUUGUUGUGAAAAGGGCUCUGAUCUAGUUAAUAAUCCAUGUUCUGCUGCAAAAA
Molecule: messenger RNA, 2207 nt
Organism: Salvia splendens (bonfire salvia)
Lineage: Eukaryota; Viridiplantae; Streptophyta; Magnoliopsida; Lamiales; Lamiaceae
Product: leucine-rich repeat receptor-like protein kinase PXC1
Exons: 2
Coding region: 66-2021 (651 amino acids)
Biological process (GO): protein phosphorylation
Molecular function (GO): protein binding; protein kinase activity; ATP binding
Source: RefSeq, a predicted model, not a curated record